AUGGGUUUUGGAGACUUCGAUUCAAUAUGCCACGCUGCUGCGGUGCCAGUAUGUUCGGUGGUGGGACAUUUCUCGACAACAUCGAACUCUUUUGGAAUCGAGGCGGAUUGCUUUGCGCGUAAUAUUGAAUUGGCCAACACCAUAAUAUUCCAAGGCGCUGCAUCAUUCAUGCAUAUUGUUGCGCUCAUAAUGACGGUUAUCAUGAUCCUUCAUGUGCGGAGCAAAUUUACUGCAGUUGGCCGCAAAGAAAUCAUCGCAUUCUUUUAUAUAUACAUGGGCCUAACCUGCGCCUCUCUCAUCCUCGACUCUGGUGUUAUACCCGUUGGUAGCGACGCAUAUCCAUACUUCGUCGCCGUACAAAAUGGCCUCACAUCUGCUCUAGCGGUUUGCCUGCUUAUCAAUGGUUUCGUUGGUUUCCAAUUAUACGAAGACGGUACCACACUCUCAGUCUGGCUUCUCCGCCUCGUCAGUUUCGCAUUCUUCGUCAUUACCUUCAUGGUUUCGUUGGCAACAUUUAAGACCUGGGCAGGUUUGAGCCCGACGCACACCUUGGGUCUCUUCGUCGUUCUUUACCUUGUUUCCGGAAUUGCGCUUGCGGUCUACAUCAUCAUGCAGAUCAUUCUCGUAGUAAACACCCUGGAAGAUAGAUGGCCACUGGGAGAUAUUGCUUUUGGGACUUUCUUUUUGAUCAUCGGCCAGGUCAUCCUGUACGUUUUCAGUACCAAAAUCUGCAACGCAGUUCAGCACUAUCUGGAUGGUCUCUUUUUUGCGACGAUCUGCAAUUUGUUAGCUGUUAUGAUGGUUUAUAAGUAUUGGGACUCAAUCACUCGUGAAGAUCUCGAAUUCUCUGUCGGCACUAAGCAACACAACUGGGAAGUUAAGGAACCUCUAAUGGAUGAUGAUCGGAGAACCACCAUUUAUCAAGAUGAAAAUUCCGGAACCUUCAGCCAGCAACAAGCACACGGACGAAAUUCCAAUUAUGGUGGUUUCAACUACUAA
This is a messenger RNA of Glarea lozoyensis ATCC 20868, 999 nucleotides long. RefSeq lists its product as uncharacterized. Lineage: Eukaryota; Fungi; Ascomycota; Leotiomycetes; Helotiales; Helotiaceae. The record is from RefSeq and is a predicted model, not a curated record. The transcript has 3 exons. Bases 1 to 999 code for a protein of 332 amino acids. Gene Ontology annotation, biological process: protein folding. Gene Ontology annotation, cellular component: endoplasmic reticulum membrane.